AACUAUCGGAGUCAACUAUUUCAGAAACAACUAAACCCUGCCCAAAACCCUAAAACCAAACACACCCUUCUUCUCUAUCAAAUUCAGCUCGAAAAAUGGAGGUUGAACCAGGGGAAGCAUCAAAGGAGCUAACUAACAACGUCAUGUGUCAAUUAUCCGAUCCUGAAGGAACCCCACUGGGUGCAUCCAUGUAUCUUCCUCAAAGUGUUGGCCCUAAGGAGCUUCAACAGAUGGUUAACAAGCUCCUCAAUAAUGAGGAAAAGCUACCGUAUGCGUUUUAUAUAUCGGACCAUGAGCUUGUUUUACAACUCGGAGAAUAUUUACAGAAGAAUAAAGUUUCGGUGGAGAAGGUAGUUACAAUAGUGUAUCAGCCGCAGGCAGUGUUCCGGAUCCGUCCUGUUAGUCGUUGUUCUUCUACAAUUGCUGGUCACACAGAGGCUGUACUUUCGGUUGCUUUUAGUCCCGAUGGACAACACUUGGCUAGUGGUUCAGGUGACACAACUGUCCGGCUAUGGGACUUGAAUACCCAAACACCCAUGUUCACUUGUACAGGGCACAAGAAUUGGGUUCUUUGUAUCGCAUGGUCACCGGACGGUAAGCAUCUUGUUAGUGGAAGCAAGUCUGGAGAACUUCAAUGCUGGAACCCAUUGACCGGGAAACCGUCUGGCAAUCUGCUCACUGGUCACAAAAAAUGGAUAACCGGUAUAUCAUGGGAACCGGUACACCUCAGCUCGCCUUGUCGUCGCUUUGUCACCUCUAGCAAAGACGGCGAUGCACGGAUAUGGGAUGUUACAUUAAGGAGAAGUGUUAUAUGUCUUAGUGGUCACACUCUUGCAGUAACUUGCGUAAAAUGGGGUGGAGAUGGAUUCAUAUAUACAGGAUCUCAAGACUGUACGAUUAAAGUAUGGGAGACUACUCAAGGAAAGUUGAUUCGUGAAUUAAAGGGUCAUGGGCAUUGGGUGAAUUCUCUAGCAUUAAGCACGGAGUACGUUCUUCGGACCGGUGCUUUUGAUCACACACGUAAACAGUAUUCAUCUCCAGAAGAAAUGAAGACGGCGGCUUUAGAAAGAUACAACAAAAUGAAGGGUAAUGCUCCCGAAAGGUUAGUUUCCGGUAGUGAUGAUUUCACCAUGUUUCUGUGGGAACCGUCUGUCAGCAAGCACCCAAAAACCCGAAUGACAGGUCAUCAACAGCUUGUAAAUCAUGUUUACUUUUCGCCUGAUGGGCAAUGGAUUGCAAGUGCUUCGUUUGACAAAUCUGUCAAGUUAUGGAAUGGAAUUACCGGGAAGUUUGUUGCUGCCUUUCGUGGUCACGUGGGGCCUGUUUAUCAGAUAUGUUGGUCUGCUGACAGCAGGCUUCUCUUGAGUGGUAGCAAGGACUCUACCUUGAAGGUUUGGGAUGUGAGGACACAGAAAUUGAAGCAAGACCUUCCUGGUCAUGAAGAUGAGGUUUUUGCUGUGGAUUGGAGUCCAGAUGGUGAGAAAGUAGCAUCGGGUGGUCGGGAUAGAGUUCUGAAGCUAUGGAUGGGUUAAAAAGUAAAGAAAGCUUUUUGUAUGUAUAUCAAGGUGUACAUGAACCGUCUAUUGCUCUCCUAUGGGUUGUUUUUCAUUAUUAAGCAUCAAACACUUUACGUUCUUAGUUACAUGUUUCCAUUGUUUUCAAACAAACUCAUGAACAUUAUAUAGUGUUUUGAAGUAGCUCACAAAGAACUUUAUUUAUUUGCC
Helianthus annuus (common sunflower) is the source of this 1724-nucleotide messenger RNA. RefSeq names its product notchless protein homolog. The record is from RefSeq and is a predicted model, not a curated record. Lineage: Eukaryota; Viridiplantae; Streptophyta; Magnoliopsida; Asterales; Asteraceae. The coding region runs from base 96 to 1532 and encodes 478 amino acids. Gene Ontology annotation, cellular component: nucleolus. Gene Ontology annotation, biological process: ribosomal large subunit assembly. The transcript is spliced from 13 exons. Gene Ontology annotation, molecular function: protein binding.